GACCGCUUUGAUGUCGCUGCCAAUGAAUUCGCUGUAUUCGCUCACCUGGGGCGAUUACGGCACCAGCCUCGUAUCGGCAAUCCAAUUGUUGCGCUGCCAUGGCGACCUCGUCGAUUGCACGUUGGCCGCCGGCGGGCGAAGUUUUCCCGCCCACAAGAUUGUCCUGUGCGCCGCCUCCCCCUUUCUGCUGGACUUGCUAAAGAAUACACCAUGCAAGCAUCCAGUAGUAAUGUUGGCUGGCGUCAAUGCGAACGAUCUGGAGGCGCUGCUGGAGUUUGUGUACCGCGGGGAGGUGAGCGUGGAUCACGCCCAACUGCCGUCGCUACUGCAGGCUGCCCAGUGCCUGAACAUCCAGGGACUGGCCCCGCAGACGGUGACCAAGGACGACUACACCACGCACUCGAUACAACUGCAGCACAUGAUUCCGCAACAUCACGACCAGGACCAACUGAUUGCGACUAUCGCCACGGCCCCACAGCAAACGGUUCAUGCCCAGGUGGUGGAGGACAUCCAUCACCAGGGCCAGAUCCUCCAGGCAACGACCCAGACCAACGCAGCAGGACAACAGCAGACAAUUGUGACCACCGACGCGGCUAAACACGACCAGGCAGUGAUUCAGGCUUUUCUCCCGGCACGCAAGCGCAAACCACGCGUGAAGAAAAUGUCACCUACGGCACCGAAAAUAAGCAAAGUUGAAGGAAUGGAAACGAUCAUGGGCACACCGACCUCCUCCCACGGUUCUGGAUCCGUGCAACAGGUGCUUGGCGAAAAUGGAGCCGAGGGCCAACUGCUAUCGUCCACACCGAUCAUCAAGAGCGAAGGACAAAAAGUAGAGACUAUUGUGACCAUGGACCCCAACAACAUGAUACCGGUAACGUCUGCAAAUGCGGCAACUGGCGAAAUAACAACGGCACAAGGAGCAACUGGUUCAUCUGGUGGCAAUACAACAAGCGGCUUAUCCACGCCAAAGGCUAAACGCGCUAAACAUCCGCCCGGAUCAGAAAAACCACGUUCGCGAUCACAAUCUGAACAACCUGCUACUUGCCCCAUUUGCUAUGCUGUCAUUCGUCAAUCCCGGAACCUGCGGCGCCAUCUCGAGCUGCGGCACUUUGCCAAACCCGGCGUGAAGAAGGAGAAGAAAAGUAAGUCCGGUAACGAUACAACCCUAGACUCCAGCAUGGAGCUGAACACAACGGCAGAGGGCGACAACACAGUGGGCAGUGAUGGACCAGGCGGAGCAGGAUCAGCAGGAGGACAAUCAUCCGCAAUCAGUGGCAAGAAGUCUAGCAGCGGAUCCAGCGGUUCAGGCAGUGGAGCACUGAGCACCACUGGCAGUGUGCCACAGGUCCAGACGGUUCAAUCCCUGCACACCUUGCAGGGUGUGCAGGUCAAAAAGGAUCCGGAUGCCCAGCAGCAGCAGCAACAACAACAGCAACAACAACAGCAGCAGGCAAUGACAGUGAGCGGUGCGACGGGCGGACAAGUGCAACAACAGGUGCAGCAAGUGCAGCAGCAAGUCCAGCAGCAGCAGCAACAGCAGCUGCAACAUCACCAAAUCAUAGACUCGUCGGGCAACAUAACAACGGCCACGACGAGUGCUCAAGCCGCGGCUGCCGCACAGCAACAGGCGGCAGGUCAGCAGCAGCAACUAGUGGCUCAAUCCGAUGGCAGCGAGAGUGGAGCUCCGCUUUCGAUUGCCCAGGUGCAGACGCUGCAGGGCCAUCAGAUCAUUGGCAAUUUGAAUCAGGUGAAUAUGACUGACUUUCAACAACAACAGCAACAGCAGCAGCAGCAGCAACAACAGCAGCAGCAACAGCAGCAGCAACAACAACAGCAGCAACAGCAAACACAACAGACGCUCUGAUCGGACCGAAGUCUUAGAUCCACCUUGUACUAUUCUAUACAAAUAUUAAUUUGGGUUUUUGCUAAACGCUUUAAAUAUUCUCUUUGCGGAAUGCGUAGACGAAUUCUAAAUUAGUUUUAGAAAGCCCGAAAGGCAUAUUUAGUUGUUUACCUUACCAUUUUGUUGUACAAUUUUAUGACUUUAAAUGUUGAUUUGCCCCCCCCUACAAUUUAUUUUGUUGCUAGAUAAACGCUAAAGUGCUCUAUGGUUAUUGGAAA
This is a messenger RNA of Drosophila yakuba, 2121 nucleotides long. Its product is annotated as transcription factor GAGA. The coding region runs from base 11 to 1864 and encodes 617 amino acids. The record is from RefSeq and is a predicted model, not a curated record. Gene Ontology annotation, molecular function: protein binding. NCBI's taxonomy places the organism in Eukaryota, Metazoa, Arthropoda, Insecta, Diptera, Drosophilidae. Gene Ontology annotation, biological process: regulation of transcription by RNA polymerase II. The transcript is spliced from 5 exons. Gene Ontology annotation, cellular component: nucleus.